CUCUGGAUUCAUGCAGCAAAAUUGUUCUUUCCGUGAGGAAUUUGACAAAUUGACCAAUCGGAAAAACUUCAAAACAUUUGUAGCAUCAUCUUGACUAUAUACCCCCGUGAUCGUGUACAGGUUUCUUCUGGAGCCGAAACGAGAAUCAGGAUCGGCCCGCUCUCGUGCGUUAUCCUCUCGUACAUACACGCGUCCGUCGCGACUCAGGGUGGGGGAUGCGCCGCGAAAGAGAGAGAUAGUCUUGCCGAGACGGGCAAUACGGCACGCGUAUAAAUACAAGCGGUCGCGUUCGCUCGCGCUUAGUUGCUGCGAUACCCGAUUCACGUGACGGCUGUUGAUCGAGCGCGCCUCUCGAUCCGCACUAGCAGGCCUCGUUCUCCCCGCGUAUUUUCUUUAUUUACGCUUUCGACGUGUAUUGCGUGCGUGCGUGUGCGUGGCGUACGUGCGUGCGUGCCGUGCUGUUUGAUAACGAGAGCGAGUCUCGAAGGGGAAGAAAAAGGACGCGAGGAAGAGCGCGACGCUCUAUCUUUGCUCGGUUCCGCGCCGCGCCGCGACGUUUUAAGCGCGCGUGUGUUCGGAAAGAAGCGUACGGGAAAGAGGAAUAGUUAUUUAUAUUUGAGAAGAUAUAAAGAGAGAGGAGAGGAAAAGAGAGAUUCGAGGAGAGAGAAAGGUCUCCUCAGAAUUUUCUCGCGUUCUCGUCGCCGAUGCACGAUGCGAAACAACAACCAAGUCUCGUCUCUGCUGCCCUCGGCAGGUGAGGGCUGAUCGAGUCGAGGUAAAGACGGAACCAGAUCUAAAUAGUUUCGAGAAUAUCGCCGAAUUGAGAAGCAAAAGUUCGUGCUUGUACAGAAAAAUUCAGUCUUCCGUUUCUGAAGAACGAGGCGAAACUCGUUGAUCGAUCGCUGGAUGGUGUAAAAACGGAGCGUUUCGCGCCAGCCAGGGGUCGGCGGGGGUAUACAAAGGAAUAAAUAAAUAAAAAUAUAAAAAUAAACCGCGGAUCUCUCAGAGUUGGGUCAACGAUCGCGCAGAUCCCGACGUUGUUCUCCUCCCCUGCACGGGCGUAUCCGGGCGUCGAUCGGAGCGCACACGCACACGCAUCGGCGUACUCCUACGUGGUUAGCACUAUACGCGUUUCACGAGAGUGACCGCGUCGACGGCGUCGUCGGCGUCGGGAGUGAAAAGGCGGUCGACCGUUCGGCUGCUUUCACCGCGACGAGCCGCGCCGCGCGCCGGUGGAAUAAUGCCGCUGAUCGCGCUUUACCGCUUCGUACUUUCGUCUCUGUCUCUUAUCUCUCUGUGAGAAACGACGGCAGCCGCAAAGUCGUCGAUAAUUCAUCACCGGAUAGCAUUCCUUCACAUCGGGGAUCGUCUGCGAUUAGAGGAGGUGUGAAAAUUGGCUCGUCGAAAUUGGCGCAACCGGCGCGAGAAAUCGCGCGUCUUAUCGCGCAUGCAGGUAGCGGAUCGGAGCGUCCGCACGAUUUGCAGGUAUAGCGCGAUAAGCCAAAUCGACAAGCGUCGAGAGUGUCUAUUCCCUCUGCGGCGCUUUGGAAUUCGCGGACACCGCAACGUAACCUUCGACGGCCUCGCCGCCGCCGCCGCCCCCCGCCGCCGCGCCGGUGUGUAAUAUUAAAUAGACAGCGGCGAAAAAGAUCGUGGCGGUCGACUCUCGUGGCGCGUCUUUGCCCGAGGAUACUUGGAAUCUUGGUGUUCACUCAAUUCGUGGAUACAUAUCUAAUCGUGAACGGGCGUAAUCGCCGACGGCUUGUUCACUGUAAAUUAUUCGGUCAACGACACCGAGACCACAUCCGCCGCAUUCUUCGAUAGUUCGUUUCGCAGGAUCAGCGAGAUACCUUAUACAUAUAUUUUGUACACCGUCUCUCGAGAUCCCUCGACGAUCUUUCUGGCGUAAGACAUUAACGACUUCGCAGAAAGCAGCGAUCCAUUCGAUGCAAUUAUUUUAUCCUCGUCCGACGAUUUUCCAACAGUAUCUUGCUGCUGUAUAAGACGUUAACCCGACGUUAGCGAUAUCAACGGAGAAGAGCCAGCCAAGAGUCUUUCACAACGGUCGGCUCGGUGUAUACAGCCAGUAAAUACUUAAUCCGGACGCGAGCUCUGACCCUCGGUGACCUCGAUACGCAAGAUACCAACUCGACAUUUCCGACGAUCUCUGGCGAUGCGCGAUACGCGAUUGUGAAUUGCUCGUCAUAUGGACGACGUGGCCAUUCCAGUUAGCAUGGAAACAGCCAAGAUGUACAUCAGCGAGCCGCAGAACGGUCACACGACCACCAAGUUCGCCUCGACCAACUCCAUCCCGGCGAUGAUGGAGCAGGAGUCGUCGCUGGCGAGGAUCCUCGGCGCCGUCGGGAAGCAGCGCGAGAAUGUGGCGAUCCUGCGCGACACGAAGACCCGCCGGCACAGCGUUCUGGAAGAUCUGAAGGCACGACGAGACAGUCUCAUGCAGAGGGCCCGUAGGGUCAGUCUGUUCGAGGAGAAGGAGAAUAGCGCCAAGGACAAUGUUAAGGACGGCGUCAAGAGUGACGUCAAGGAUGGCAACGCGAAGGAUAAGUCGAAGGACAAGAGGAGGAGCAGCGACAGCAACGGCGGUAGGAGAGGCUCGGUGUUCUACGUAUCGGAGGAUCUGCUUGAGGAGAAUCAGGAGGUGUUGGAAAACGAGGACCGUGACCGCGUGGCCCAAGAGGCCAAGAAGGGACGCCGGAAGUCCUGGCAUCCGCUCGUGAAGCCUCCCAAGCUGGAUCGCAAAAGGAGGAAGGGCGUGUCCGGCAUUCCCUCGGAUUCCGGCAGCACGGAGGGACUUUAUUCGCAGAGUUAUCCGCGACAGAAGAGGCCAUCCUGGUGGAACAUCUUCGUACCGGACUCGGUCGUCAGGUCCAGGCGAAUGUCCCAGGAUGUCACAACCUCGAAAUCGACGGAAAACCUCUCGGCGACUUUCAGGAGUAAGAGCCGUAGCGUGGAUCAUGGACUUACGCCACCCAUCGAUUUCGAUGCUCUGCGAAGCAAAGUCGAAGGACGCUUCGAAUCUGUGGAUAAACUCUCGAAAGAUUCCGAUAACGAGAGCAAAGAUGGCUCCACGACACAGGAGAAGAAGCACGGUCGCGUCUCGCAGCCCAUCAACACCAUUGCCUACACGGUGGGCGAUAGAGACACGCUUACGUCGGUGGCGGCGCGAUUCGAUACGACGCCGUCCGAACUGAGCAAAUUGAACAGGCUCGGAAGUACUUUCAUUUAUUCCGGUCAGCAGUUAUGGGUGCCGGCGAAAGGAGAAGGUCGCCCGGGAGGCGGAUCUGCCGCGGAUGCGCCCAGCCCUGACCCUUGCCACGAUCACGAGUCCCAGGAUGACCUACCACCCGAAGAAAAAGAACUUCUGGACAAUCUAAGACCAGUGUCACCAAAGCCCGGCCAUAUGGAGCGCAUAAAAACACCCCUUGGAACUUCCGGCGCGACUGCGGAUGAAGAUGAGCAACCGUUCAGGGAAAGAUUUUUGAAAAUUAAUGUCAGGCACAUCACAGAUGGCCAGGGUGUAGUCGGCGGUGUGUUGUUAGUCACGCCAAACGCAGUUAUGUUCGAUCCAAAUGUGUCGGAUCCUCUCGUCAUCGAGCACGGCGCUGAGUCUUAUGGAGUGAUUGCCCCAAUGGAGUUCGUGGUCAAUGCUGCGAUUUACUACGAUAUCGCGCACAUGAGGGUCUCCCAUGCCGAAUGCGGACAUUUGGACAAAAAGCCUGAAAUUUAUUACAUGAAGAAACCCCAAGUAGACAAUCGUAAAUGUCAGUCUCCUGGGAAAGAUGAGAAUUUUCCCGAACUGGCAGGUGACGACAGCGAAAGUGUGUGUAGCUGCGCCGAGAGAGACGGCGACGCUUUUCCAAAGGCCUUCGAGCGAGAGCUUGUUACUCCAACCAAUCUCCAGGGUGAGGAGAACUCAACUUCGACCAAAGAUAAAGAGAAGGAGAAAGACGGUAAUGAGAAGGAAGUUUGCACUGGCGGCCAAGCUAGUAGAACUUUAGAGGAACGCAGACGUUCCAUGCUUGACCAUCAUUGGGCAGUUCCUAGCAAAGAUCGGAGUACGUUUUCUGUUGACGACGAGCAACAGGAUUCAUUAAAUUCUGAUAAGCCGGCGGAACCAGCCAAAUCAAAUGCCAUUCCCGAGGACGAAGAAGGAUCUCUAGUCAAACAGUCGUGCCAUGAUUCUGGUAUUGAUAUCCGUGAUCCUAAUCCACCUAUUCCGGUAGUGCAGCCUAUACCGUCGAAAAAGGUUUACUCGGAUGCGGAUAUUGUUUUAUCCUCAGAUUGGGUUCCCCCGAUAACGAUAGCACCAACGAAUGUUACGAGCACGUUGGAAGCCACUUCGGCUAUUAAUGGCAGGAAAAAAGCCAGCUCGGUGUCUUUCAGCUUAGAGAGUAACGCAGAGGAGCCCGAGAAGGAUGAAGAACACAAGGAAGAUGAUAAACAGGAAACUCGAAAGAACAAGAUGCUAAAACGUCUGUCAUAUCCAUUGUCCUGGAUGGAAGGUUUAACUGGAGAGAAGGAUGACGAAAGCAGCAAAUCCCUCUCCGACAAGAUGUCGAGCCUUCCAAACAGCGCGGACUCUCAUCAUUCCUCUGUUUUCAGCAAAGUCUUCUCGAGCUCGCCUAUCAACCUGGUGAGUGACUUUAGCUCGGGCCUGUUUGCUAAAACCCCCAGCGAAGAGAGUGGCGGUAGAGCGGGCGGAACCCCUCCGCUUACCGCCUCCUCUCUCUCCCAGGACUCCAGCCUCAAUUUCUCACCUGGUCCAGGAGGCCUCAUUGGACGCUCUUCCGUGGGUACUUUUAUUAGACAGCAACCUUUAACAUCUUCCGGCAGCAGCAGCGUCGAUAGCAGUCGAGGUAGCAAAACUUCCGCGACGGCGCCGCGAUUGGAUUACCGCAGUAUGGUCUCGGUUGAGGAUAUGCCGGAAUUGUUUGUGAGUUUCGACAAACUGAUCCCACGACCUGCUCGUUCUUGCGAGGACCCACCGUUGUAUCUGAGGCUACGAACGGGAAGACCCAAGGACAAGAAGAUACCACGAUCGACGCCAAUUAUGAGCUACGGCAAGAAGAAGCUGCGCCCUGAAUACUGGUUCAGCGUGCCACGCAACAGAGUGGACGAUCUGUAUAGGUUCAUUCAUGCGUGGGUGCCGAGCCUCUACGGCGAGCUGGAUGAGAACUACUGGCGGGAACGCGGCUACAUCCUGUCCGAUACCGACACCGACCUGUCGCCGGAACUGUCGCCGCAGGAGAGUGGCGAGGGCGCGGAUUCCACGGAGGAGAGCAAAACUGGGCAAGACGAAAUCAGCGAGUUGACAAGGGAAUCCUGGGAGCUGAUCAAGGCCCCCUACGUAAAGCUGUACAGCAUCCUGAAGACCUCGAGCACGUCGGCCGAUUCCGAGCAGAUCCAGGAUUCGGAGGUGCUGUCUAUGAGCGAGGAGUUCAGGCGAGCUCUUUACGCGAACAGUGCCAUUUCUCUGGAUAACGACGUCAUCGUGCCCGAUCUCAUUGGCACUACGGAAAUACUCAGCGAUGAACACAGGGAACAGCUCUGCCGACAUCUGCCCGCGAGAGCGGAGGGUUACCAGUGGACUCUCGUCUUCAGCACCAGCCAGCAUGGCUUCAGUCUGAACAGCAUGUAUCGAAAAAUGGCGAAGGUCGAGAGUCCAAUCCUGUUAGUUAUCGAGGACACGGAGGGCAAUGUGUUUGGUGCGCUGACUUCGUGCUCCCUGCACGUGAGCGAUCAUUUUUACGGUACCGGCGAGUCCCUGCUCUUCAGGUUUACGCCGAGGUUCCAAUGUUUCAAUUGGACCGGGGACAACUUGUACUUUAUCAAGGGCAACAACGAGAGCUUAGCAAUUGGUGCUGGAGACGGCAAGUUUGGGCUCUGGCUGGACGGUGAUCUGUAUCAAGGCAGGACACAAGCCUGCAGCACAUACGGCAACGAGCCGUUGGCGCCGCGCGAAGAUUUCGUCGUUAAAACAUUGGAAUGCUGGGCGUUCAUAUAGGACAUGGCCUCAUAUCCCCAACCGGCCACUCCUUCGUCGUCACCACAGCCUAAUUUAACCUGAACGCGAAGCCUUACGAAGGUUUCGCUUCCCCAGGAGAGAUUAGAGGAAGACUAAUGGAUUCUAAGGACAUUGUCGGAGGAGUUGAAUCGUGUCGAUGACGCUGAUUAACUCGAUUGCCAUUUGGGAAAAUCUCGCCCAGUGUUAGACAGGAUGAUUCUCCGAGGAGAAAGGAAUGAAUCGUCAAUGUCCGCACGAAGAGAUAACGAUGGCGUUGCCUGAAAAUGGUGAAACCGACAAGAAGCAGCCUCGAAAGGGAUGCGGACGGUAAAAAGAGACUGUCGUGGCCCGAAGUUAUGCGAUCAUAGCGCGUGAUAAUAACAUGCCUACUUGCAUAUCGCAUAGCUACCGAUUAUCGUUAAUUGCUCCCCGACUCCUCUGUCUUUUUUUUAAGUUGGCGUAUUUAUUUUAUUUUUUUUAAUAUUCUGUUAAAUGAGAUCGUCACUCAUUAAUUUGAUUUGCGGUUAUUGUGAGUUGACCGAGAGUCGAAGAAUUAUGAUUACUUUGUAUGAUAAUCGUUACUUCGAACUAGUCGUGAGUUUACACAUCUAACGCCGAUAUAAAGAUAAUUAUGGUAAUGAUGACAAUGAUGAUGAUGAUGAUAAUGAUAAUGUAAAUGCAGAUGAUUAUAAUAACGGCGAUGAUGAUGGUGAUGAAAGAAUGAAAGUGUGAAUGAUGUGGAUGGUAAAUGCGAGGCGAGAGAUAUAACGUUUGAAAGAAAAUUUACAAAUUCAAUACGAUGAAGAUGCUAAAACUAACAGUUUGUUGAUGUGUAGAUAAUGUAGAUAGUAAAUGUAAAUAUAUACAUAUAUACAUAUAUAUAUACAUAUAUAUACUAUGAUCAUGUUGCAAUGAUUGAUUUUUGACGGUACAAGUAGAGAGAACUCUUUGCGGAACACUGUGUAGCUCAUCAUGUAUAAUGCAGAUGUUUAUUGAGCCAAGGCAAACUUACACGACACGCAUAUACAUAUUACAUGCAUACACAUGAGGAUUGAUACACAGAUUACGGGAAGCGUGCUCUCGCGCAACCGAAUAAAUGAUCCAUGAUCUGAGAAAAAUAAAUGUAGUUUUUAAAGAAAAAGAUACCUCGAGCUGAUCUUACGAUUAGGAGAGGAAACGAGAAGUCAAUGAUGUUGCGGAUUGACUCGAGUCAGAGCGUAUUCGCGAAUCUUGUCGUCGGUAAUCUAGUAAAUGUGCUUUUGAGUCACGAGUGACCACAACGAACACACAUGCCUGUGCCUGCUUCGCUCUCUUUGUCUCCCUCCGCCAAGUAUACUCGCAAAUGUUAAACCGCGAGUACUUUGAGCGUGAAUCUUUCUACCAGCGUACGAAUUCCCUUGAUGCAAAACGAUCAAUCACUCUAGAUAGCACAUCGGACGGAGGAUUCAUCGCGUUCUACUCGCGUUACGAUGCUCUUUUAGACCUAGUCUUUGUACGACCGUAUACAACACAAUCACACACACUGUCCGAGCUUAUAUAAUCUCUAUCGCGCGAGCGUCGCCGAGUUAUUAUCGAGCGUGUGUGCACUCGCCCAGCUCUAUCCGGCGCGCCUCGUGUCAAUUGGCAAAGGGAAAAUGAGAACAGAAUCCUGUACGCGCGCAAGGCGAGCGAUUCUCAAUCGCGCAGAAAGAAGAAAAGAGAAGGUGCGCAAAAGUGCGUUUUAAUCAGCUGUCCCGAUAUCGCGCGAAAUCGCGCGGACGAGUUUUUCUAACACGUUGAGUUACUAGCAUCGUGCUGAGUUGUGCAACCAUUUGAGAAGGCCCACUUUGGCGCGUGCCACUGACCCACGACGCAACAACUUUGAACGAAUCGCAUAUUUUGUACCACAUAGACCUAACGACGACACCGCCAUAUAUAUUUCUCUCCUCCUCCCCAUAAUUACUCUAGAUACAAUUUCUACUCCUAUGACCACGCGUUGUAUUGUUUCUACAUGCGAUUACGGCUCUCGUAAUCUUAACGAAGGCGUCCCUCUGCCGGUCGGUUGCCGAUCAGCGGGGGCCGCGUACGACGACCAAGAGUGCAUAUUAUACUUAACAACAACAACACACAACAUGCAAGCACAAUAAAAAAAAACACACACGCAAAAAACUUUUGAUCUAUCUUUACCUCUUUCUCACACGUGACACACGAUCCCUCUCUGCCGAUGUAACAUCGGAGAACGUUCGAAAGACUGAACAGUCGAUCCAAGAUAUUCUGGGAUAAGACCCAAGUGUUCGCGCACUGGUUACAAGACGCACUAAAAAAAAAAAAUAAAUAAAAGAAAAAAAUAAAAGGAAAGAACAGAAGUGGCAAGCGCGUGAUCAGAGUCGUCGACUGGGCAGAGUAUAGUGUGGCACUUACUGAGAAUUUGAAACUGACACAGUUCCAAUGUUUAAUUUUCCACGCGAUGCGAAAAUGGACAUGGUGUAGACGUUAAAAAGUAGAUCUUACUAAGCCUCAUAAACUCGUCACGAGUGAGCAUAGAGUCCGUUUACGCGUGCAUGUAGCACGUAAUUAGCGAGAUCCUAAUCUAUCGGGAUUUGUCUCUCAGUCCCAUGAUGUCGACGAAGCACAAACAAAGUAUCAAGUCAACGUGCAGCACUACCGGCUUUAUUAGUAGAUUCGAAUUUGUACACUCAAUGCGACACAUAGUAACACGUUGCGUACGAUUAGCGUUGCUUAGAGCGUAAAUUAGUUUAGGCGUAAUCAUGUGAUAUUAAAUGAAAAAAAAAUGAAAAAAAAAAGAGUUGCGCUCCUAGAUGAUUUAUCGAGUCGCUUCGACGGUACCACAUGAUUGCACACGCGACAUCGUCAUGUCACACCGCAUACACAUACAUACACAAAAGAUAGAGGUCUUUCCGCUUCCAUGAUCCGCGAAGCGUGCGUGCGAUAGUGGGAACGUUGCUCGAGAAACGGACGGAUUCGAGAUCCGCGGUCGGAAAUAAAUAGCAUCGUGUGCGAGAAAGAGCGAAGUACGUGCAUCCGACAGCAGGUGACGAUAAUGAUAAGCCAAAUGAAGGGAAAAGAAGUACUCAUGACCCUCGCCUUAAUGUGAAAAAAAAAAUCAAGAUGUCAAUGUGCACUGUAACGAAAAUAAAACAUUAAGUAUGUCUGGGAAACGAG
Molecule: messenger RNA, 9187 nt
Organism: Wasmannia auropunctata (little fire ant)
Lineage: Eukaryota; Metazoa; Arthropoda; Insecta; Hymenoptera; Formicidae
Gene: mtd
Product: nuclear receptor coactivator 7
Exons: 18
Coding region: 2207-6025 (1272 amino acids)
Biological process (GO): response to oxidative stress
Cellular component (GO): nucleus
Source: RefSeq, a predicted model, not a curated record